Bombina bombina (fire-bellied toad) is the source of this 4719-nucleotide messenger RNA. It is a transcript of the gene FGFRL1, whose product is annotated as fibroblast growth factor receptor like 1. The record is from RefSeq and is a predicted model, not a curated record. Gene Ontology annotation, molecular function: fibroblast growth factor receptor activity; fibroblast growth factor binding. NCBI's taxonomy places the organism in Eukaryota, Metazoa, Chordata, Amphibia, Anura, Bombinatoridae. Gene Ontology annotation, cellular component: plasma membrane. The transcript is spliced from 7 exons. Bases 652 to 2106 code for a protein of 484 amino acids.
AGAUCUAUCACUGAUAGGUUAAGACGCACCAAGAAAGGCGCUGAUUGGUUAAAAGUUUCCAAAUGGGCGGUUACUCUUGUUCUGGUCUGCGGUCCUCUUGAAUCACAAAGCCUGCGGGGAAGUGCUGCUGAGCGAGGCUGCUGCAGGGAAUAGGGCUUUGUUAUUUCCUUCUUUUUGUCUGUGUUUUGCGGAGAUUUUGCCUCAUCACAAACACACGCCAGGGACAUCACUAUCAUCCUUUUUGUAACAGAUCCAGCGGGAUUCUACCCACUCAGGAAAAAACACACGAAAAAAGAAUCAGGGUUGAAAGACAGCAGUGGAAGCAGCUGCAUUUCCCUGUAUGAAAGUGCUCCUGGAAAAUAAGUUGUUCAGAUUACUUGCAGCAGUGGUCUUAAAAGUUUUAGGGUGCAGCAGACCCCCCCUGGUACCUCACCUGCUUACCUCAUGACCAAAGCGCCGCCAGAUACCACCUACUACCCCCCUUUAGCUGUCUUCACUUAUUGGAUGUUGACUUUGCUAUGAGAAAGUGAGCACAUGGGUAUAGCAAACCUAUUGGAUUUACAGUGAUCUUAUAAACUUAUUAGAACUCAGAAGAUUAUUAACAGUUUUUGGGGUUUUUAAAUUGAAAGUCAUAUAAUUAUCUGCUUGAACAUGGAACGCCAGUGUGUGUUGCUUUUUAUAGGGAUAAUAGCAUUUUCGGACUCAGCUAGAGGUCCUCCACGGAUCUCCGACCAAGUGAACCACAGGCAAACCGUAAGAUUGGGUAGAACCAUUAAGCUCCUAUGUCCCGUAGAAGGUGAUCCUCCUCCACUUACCAUGUGGAUGAAGGAUGGACGUACAAUCCAUAGUGGCUGGACAAGGUUCAGGGUCUAUCAACAAGGGAUGAAGAUCAAAGAGGUGGAGAGCGAAGAUGCUGGAGGCUAUAUCUGUAAGGCCACCAAUGGAUUCGGAAGCAUCAACGUAAAUUACACUCUCAUUGUUAUUGAUGACUCAAGUGCAGGGAAGACCAAUCAACCUCCCGAGGGACCCAAUCCAGAGUUUGAAGACUUUUCUGGCAAGCAGUGGGCUCGGCCUCGGUUUACGCAGCCUGCAAAAAUGAGAAAAAGAGUCAUCGCAAGGCCAGUGGGAAGCUCAGUACGACUCAAGUGCACAGCAAAUGGAAAUCCUAGGCCGGAUAUCACCUGGCUGAAAGAUAGCAAACCUCUAACCUCUCAGGAAAUUGGAGAGAAUAAAAAAAAGAAAUGGACACUCAACCUAAAAAACCUUAAGCCUGAGGACAGUGGAAAAUACACUUGCCAGGUUUAUAACAGAGUGGGACAAAUUAAUGCGACAUACAAAGUAGAAGUAAUCCAGAGGACAAGAUCUAAACCAAUAUUAACUGGAAACCAUCCUGUCAACACCACAGUGGAUUUUGGAGGAACCACAUCAUUCCAGUGUAAAGUUCGUAGCGAUGUGAAGCCAGUUAUCCAAUGGUUAAAGAGAGUGGAAUAUGGCUCAGAGAACAAAUACAAUUCUACUAUUGACGUUGGGGGACAGAAAUUUGUGGUUCUGCCAACAGGAGAAGUUUGGUCUCGGCCUGACGGUUCCUAUUUAAAUAAACUUAUCAUCACACGAGCCAAAGAAGAAGACGCUGGCAUGUACAUCUGUCUUGGUGCUAACACAAUGGGCUAUAGUUUCAAAAGUGCUUUUUUGACCGUGUUGCCAGACCCAAAGCCGCCCAGUGCACCUGUAUCCUCUUCAACAAGCAGUCUUCCUUGGCCAGUGAUAAUCGGGAUACCUGCCGGAGCCGUCUUUAUAUUUGGGACAAUUCUCUUGUGGUUGUGUCAGACCAAAAAGAAAUCUUGCUCUCCUCCAGCUGCUGCAACUGUCCAUAGGCAGCAGCCUAGGGUCUGUAUACCGCAGAUGCCUGAUAAAGAUUGCAUUUCUUCCAUAAACUAUGAAGAGUACGUUGCUCAGCAGCAGCAUUUAUUGCCGCAAGGACCUGUUUUAGCACCCGGAGUGGCGUCAAAAAUGUACCCAAAGAUUUACACAGAUAUCCACACUCAUACACAUUCUCAUGUGGAAGGCAAAGUUCACCAACAUCAACACAUUCAUUACCAGUGUUAAUUGCUUGCCGGACACCAUUAGUUUUUUUCAUCAGUGGUACCUCAAAAAGACUGCUUGGUUAAGCUAACACUGCCAGUAGAAUGUUAUAUUUCAUACAAACAACUAUUAGACGUUCAAAUUAAAUAAUGAAGGAUAACAGAAUUUCCCCCACCAGAUUGGGGUUGUUCUAGUUGCUGUAUUUUGUUUUUUGGCAAAGAAGAAGAGUUGUGUUUCUACAGCAACUGGGACAUACAUUAACUCACCAUUAUAUUACACCCAGGGGUCUUCCGUGCCUGUUAUUUAUGUGAUCUUCAGUAUUUGGUGUCUUUUUCUUUCUGGACUCAAAAUUCUAAACAAAUCAUCAUAACAAAAAAAAUGUUACUGCCAAAAAAAAAAAAGAAGGAAAUUCAAGAAUGAAAAACAAUAAAAUAACAGCUAAAUAGCCUCGAAUAUAAGCUAGCUUUUUCUGGCAAAGGGUAAAUUAUGUGUACAUCAGUACCAUUUCAUUGUAUUUGUGGGCAACAGAUGAAUUCCUUAAAAUACCUAGUUAUUAUUUUCAUCAACACAGCAAACAGUUAUAAGAUAAAAAAAACACUAUUAAACCUAUUUAUAACUUUACAUAUCUGCUACCGUUAGAUUGAUCGUCAUUUUCUUUAAGCAGCGUCACAAUUUGCAAAACGCUGACCAAUGGAAUUAUCAUGUGGGCUACAAUAUGCUACUUUGUAGGAAGAAAAAAAAAAAGGUACUAGAAAAUGUAUUUAGCUGCUGGAAAGAAUCAUCUAUCAAAUGCAAAAUAUCACAAACCAGAAAGAGUUUGAAUUACUAAUUUAAUUUCAUACAUCUGAAAAUUUAUAUUUUCGUUGAUAAAAGCAAUAGCAUUUCAAGGACUUUAAAAAGAUGCCUUAUACUCAUUAUGUUGGUGAUAUGGACUUCAUAAAACUUUUAUUGAGUAUAGAAAACGUGUAAUUCUAUAUAGAUUUUAAACUAAAGCCAUGUAUAUUUAAUUUAUUUUGUUAAACAGAAAAAAAUGUCUAUGUAAAAUAUUAUUUUCAACAAAAGGUAAUUUCUAUACAUAUUUUUGGAGUGAAUUUUUAAAUAUCUUUUAUCUGUGACUCCCAAAGUGACAAUGUAGCAAAACAGUGGGUAUUUAAAUACUGCAGUUUGAGGCAGCUGUUGACUUUGAAAUGGGCCAAACAUGCACUUUGAUUGCUUUUUUUCACAGUGAAGAGCUACCUCAACGUGGUUCAUAAACCACCAUCAAAGAUGGAGUCAUAUUUUUUUAUACUUUGCUAAAUAUAACUCAAUAAUAAUGCCCAACAUAUUGACAAUCUUGUACAGUACGUCCCUAAUUCCGAAGGUAAAUGCUUUAUCAGAUAUUUACAUAAAAAAUAGAAAUGUCAAAAAUAUUUUAAAUACUUUUUAAGUAUUGCAAAUAUAUUUCAGAACCUGUAUAUAUGUGUGAAUGGGAAUGUUUUUGUUUGUAGGUGAAUGUGUUUGUGUGCAUGUCUGUGUAUCUGUUUGUGUGUACGUGCAUGUCUGUGUGUGUAUCUAUAUGUGUGUGUGUGUGCAUGUCUGUGUGUGUAUUUAUGUGUGUACUGUGUAUCUGUGUGUGUGUAUCUAUGUGUGUGUGUACGCGCAUUUCUGUGUGUGUGUUUAUUAUUAUUAUUAUCGGUUAUUUGUAGAGCACCAACAGAUUCCGCAGCGCUAUCUAUGUCUGUGUGUAUCUGUUUGUGUAUCUAUGUCUGUGUGUGUGUAUCUAUGUGUGUGUGUGUGCGUCUGUGUGUGUAUGUAUCUAUGUCUGUGUGUAUCUAUGUGUGUGUGUAUCUAUAUGUGCGCGCAUGUCUGUGUGUUUAUCUAUGUGUGGGUAUGCGUAUGAGUUUACGUUAAAAAUGACAUCUAGUAUAAAGUGAUAAAUACAAAUGUUGACCUUUUAACGCAACCAUCCAUCAUAAAUCUUAAGGGUUUUUUCCCCAAGAAAACUAAUUUGGCUGUACAUAUUCAUAAAACAAAUUAUUCAUAUUUAAUCAAGUUGGGAGAACUAAUGUUUUAAGUCUAUUAUGGAAAUGUGCUCAAUUUUAAGCAUGCGAAAAAAUAACCCAUAUUAAAUUUGCUGAACUGAUAGAUAAAUCAGUAAUAUUGGGAGAAAUGUAUCAUAUUUUUUAGUGCUCUAUGACAUUCAGAUCAUGUUCAGUGAUAAAAUGAUUAUAAGAGACUCUACGAUGUAUUCACUAAAGCAUUGCAUGUCUUCCUAUAAAAUAAGGUCUGUUUAUUUAAAUUGACUUUGCUUUAAUGAAUAAAUCCCUAUUAUCUAUACAUCUUCCACUAAAACAUAUGCAUCUUUCCAAUUGGUGGGUGUGUUUGAAAAGGUAAAUCAAAUUCCUGACUUGUUUCAUACAUAUUUUUUGUACGAGAAUUUAUUUUUGCUAAAAACUUCUAAAAGAUUUUUUUUUUUUGUAAAUGCGUGAACAGUGCUGUUUUACCUAAUGAAGCUAAAUAUGUAAAAAAAUAUUUCCUCUGCAUCUGCUCUUUUUCAGAUAUGUAAAAGUGUACAGUAUACAUUUUUUUGUAUAGUAAGAUGUGUAUAAAAUGUGCCAUAUGAAGUUCUCAUAAAAUCUGCUUAUGGUUCAGAAAUUA